Molecule: messenger RNA, 647 nt
Organism: Uloborus diversus
Lineage: Eukaryota; Metazoa; Arthropoda; Arachnida; Araneae; Uloboridae
Product: actin-binding Rho-activating protein-like
Exons: 3
Coding region: 44-613 (189 amino acids)
Biological process (GO): positive regulation of Rho protein signal transduction
Molecular function (GO): actin binding
Source: RefSeq, a predicted model, not a curated record
UUCUGUUAUCGAAUUUCUUUUGUUGGAGUUGGUUUCAAAAGAAAUGGAGAGUGAAUCCAAAAAACCAAUUAAAAUUUAUGGCAAUGAUGCUUUAUCUAGCAGGGUUGCCGCAUUUCAAAAGAAAGCUGAAGAACACAAAGUCAAGCAAAAGACCAACCCCUUUUCUCACAGUGGAAAUGUAUCCCAUUUUGAUCGCCCAAAGUGGGACAAAAAUGACCCCCGAUAUGGUCGACCUGCAGAAGGAUCGAAAACCGAGCAAAGAGGCAUGGCUGCUGGCGCACAUAUCAGUAAUGAAGUGCUGUUUUUGUGUGAGAUGAUCAAUGAAUAUGGAGUACCCUGUGAAAAUGACACUGUUUGUAUUACAUUUGGGGAACUUUUUCAGAUCUACACCACCAUAUCAAAUAAAGUUGUUGGCCUCUUAAUGAGAGCUCGAAAACAUGGUUUACUUCAUUUUGAAGGGGAAAUGCUGUUUCAGCGACGAGAUGAUGAUGUCAUCAUCACUCUGCUAAAACCUCUCAGUGAGUUGAAACAAGAAUUUGGCCCAAAAGCACCGCCUAAAAGAAAGCAUGAAGUGCAAGAAGAGGUUCUGCCAAUUUCUCCUGAAGAUUAUUAAUAUAAGUUUUUGAGUUACUUUCGAUCAAAGUUUG